UGGCCCGACACCCGGUCAGGCCCGUUCACUGCAAAAUUGCUGGAUGGAACCCCAAAAACCCCAACGAAAACCCCUGCAAGCAUCCUCCUCCGCAUUUCUCAGAGAGCUCAAAACCCUCUGAAAAUGGCUUUCCUUCGAAGCAUAACUCGUUCUCGGAGUUUGUUCUCCGCCGUUCAAAAGCUCCGAUUCCGUCCGGAUUCUCCCAGCCUCGGCCACAUUUCGCGUCUUCAGGAAGUUCAGCGGAGAUCAAUUGCACUUCCCAGUCUCUUCAGCUCCAAAAUUGAUUCGGAUUCGGACAAGGUCGGAGCCGGCGCCGUCGAGGAAGGCCAUCGUGCGAGGUGUGAAUUGACAGAUCUGGAAGAAGAUUCCAGAUUUUUGCUGGAAAAUCGAGAAAUAGAGGAGGUGUCUAAGAACGACGACGAUGAUGAUUUAGGAAACCCAUUUAAAAUUCCAUUAAAAAGAUCAAAGACUCCAGAAGUCCGGAAGCCACUAUCGCCUGAGAUGGCUACGCUUGUGACUCACUUGUAUGAGGAAGGGUACUUCAAAGAUGCAAACUUUGUCAACAAGAAGGAGCUCGACAUUACUUGCUUUGAGCACAACUACGCUCGGAAUCACAUAAAACGUGCCGUUGUCCAGUUUGGGAGGGACAAACAAGAAAUUGCCAAGUUGCUUCCUGCUAAAGACUUGAAGAAGGUGGCUCGCUUUGGUUGCCCUUCCGUUGUGAUGAAGGGUGUACAUUCUGCUAAAUUAUUGCGCAGGUUUUACAAGAUUCCAGAAGACACGGUGUGUAUUAAAUGUGCUAUAAGAGAGUCGUGUAAGUUUGAGUGCCAGGAUUUGUUGCCUGUUAAAGUCCCAAAGCUUCAACUGCAUAAUGUGAUGAGGGUUAUCGCGCUCUAUGACUUGGGACCAAUACCUGAGGAACUGGUUGUUCCAGCAGAAAUUAUGGAAUCGGUUAAUCGGUUGCUUAGGGAGGUUGUUAACCUUAGCAAGACUCGUUCUGUGAAAAGCGAAUCGGACGGCGUGGGCAUUCCAACCACUUCCAACUAGACUGAAUCAGUUCCUCCGCCAUCAGUUUCUGUUUUUUGUAGGUAAGGUCAAGGCCUCUAUGGGACAAUUACUAGGUUGUUGUUGGGGGGUUUUUUUUGGAUGAUCUUAGUAUUGACAACUUUUGCAAAAUCUAUUCUACAAAGCUUGCAAACAACUUAGGUUGGUGGAAAUGGUGGAAACCAGCUGAAAAUGGAAAUGUUGGAAACCAGCUGAAAAGUAUGACAACCUGUGCAUUUCCCCCCAACUUUAGAAUGGUUAAAAUUUAGCAACCUGGUUUGAUUGACACUGUGUACCAAUGUCAUACUAUGACACCAUUGGUUCAUUUGAACAUCAAAGGGAACAUCAUAGGAUUACGGUGCUCUGUUUGAAAAUUGAAAAUUGAUUAUUCCUACCCCCACCCCGCACCUGACUAAUUUGUAGUGGA
Molecule: messenger RNA, 1471 nt
Organism: Cuscuta campestris
Lineage: Eukaryota; Viridiplantae; Streptophyta; Magnoliopsida; Solanales; Convolvulaceae
Source: the annotation of a GenBank genome assembly